Molecule: messenger RNA, 2484 nt
Organism: Cynara cardunculus var. scolymus (artichoke)
Lineage: Eukaryota; Viridiplantae; Streptophyta; Magnoliopsida; Asterales; Asteraceae
Product: calmodulin-binding protein 60 B-like
Exons: 9
Coding region: 88-1983 (631 amino acids)
Biological process (GO): regulation of salicylic acid biosynthetic process
Cellular component (GO): nucleus
Molecular function (GO): sequence-specific DNA binding; DNA-binding transcription factor activity; calmodulin binding
Source: RefSeq, a predicted model, not a curated record
ACUUGAAUUUUCUUGUGUGUUUUUCAGUGAAUAUCAAUUAGGGUUAGAUCGGAUCUGAAGAGGGGUUCGUGUGUUUGAGCAGAGAAAAUGCAAAGAAAGUUCAUGGAGAAAAGGGGAUUAGAUCCCAGUGGUAGUGAAGAAGGUCAACCUGAUAAGAAAAGACCAGCUCUUGCUAGUGUAAUUGUUGAAGCUCUCAAGGUGGAUAGUUUGCAGAAACUUUGUUCGUCGUUGGAGCCUAUUCUUCGAAGAGUUGUUAGUGAAGAAGUGGAGCGCGCCUUGGCAAAGCUGGGACCAUCGAAACUUAAUGGAAGGAUUUCUCCUAAGCGAAUAGAAGGUCCUGAUGGAAGAGACUUGCAGCUACGAUUCCGGUCCAAAUUGUCGCUCCCUCUUUUUACAGGAGGAAAAGUAGAAGGGGAGAGAGGUGCCGCAAUACACGUCGUGUUGAUCGAUGCCAACACGGGUCAUGUUGUAACAUCCGGUCCGGAAUCCUCCGUAAAACUAGAUGUGGUUGUUCUUGAAGGUGAUUUCAAUAAUGAGGAUGAAGAAGGAUGGACUCAAGAAGAAUUUGAAACUCACAUGGUUAAAGAACGAGAAGGAAAACGACCACUUCUCUCUGGAGAGUUACAAGUGACAUUGAAGGAAGGUGUCGGGACUUUAGGCGAGUUGACCUUUACUGACAACUCUAGUUGGAUCCGUAGUAGGAAGUUCAGACUCGGGCUUAAGGUUGCCUCGGGAUACAGUGAAGGGGUUCACGUUCGUGAGGCAAAAACAGAUGCCUUCACCGUCAAAGACCACCGAGGAGAGCUGUACAAAAAACAUUAUCCGCCUGCUCUAAACGACGAGGUUUGGAGGUUGGAGAAGAUUGGCAAAGAUGGAUCUUUUCACAAGAAGCUUAACAAAGCAGGCAUAUAUAGUGUUGAAGAUUUUCUUCGCCUCGUGGUGAGAGAUCCAAAAAAGCUACGAAAUGUACUGGGGAGUGGCAUGUCAAAUAAGAUGUGGGAUGUUCUUGUGGAGCAUGCAAAGACUUGUAUAUUGAGUCACAAACUUUAUGUUUACUAUUCGGAUGAUGUGCGAAAUGUUGGUGUUGUUUUCAACCACAUCUAUGAAUUAAGCGGUUUAGUUGCCGAUGGACAUUACUACUCAACAGAUGCCCUUUCUGAUAAUCAAAAGGUGUUUGUAGAUGCGCUGAUGAAGAAGGCAUACGAAAAUUGGAUGCAUGUCGUAGAAUAUGAUGGAAAAUCAUUUUUAGGGGCUCAUCAAGAAAAAGUGGCUGCUCCACAAAUUGAUAUGGGAAUGAGCCAACAAAACUAUUCAAACUCGUUUGAUCAUCAACUCAGUCUACCACCUCCAGCCCCUCGAGAACAACCUGCUUCAAACCAAGGCUUCACCAUUGGAGGUUAUGAUAGUAAUGUUACAACCAGAUACCCUGCGGAAUCACCGAACAUGAAUCUGAAUGUACCUACUCAAUUCGAUGCAACUUCAUUCACACUUCACAAUCCCUUGAUCAACGCUUCUCAACAGCCUCCUAGGAAUGAUAACAACAUCCUGGCCCUUGGAUUAACACAACCAUCCACACCCAGUUUUCUUUCUGGCAACACCAACACCAACACCUUGAAUUUGAGUGCUUCAUUUAGAGGUCUCGAAGACUUCUUUCCUGAAGAAGAAAUCCGUAUGAGAAGCCACGAAAUGCUUGAAAAUGAGGAUAUGCAGCAUUUGCUUCGCUUAUUCAACAUGGGCAGUGGUGGGGCCCAUGGUCAAACCUCCACUAGUCAUGUUAACGAAAAUCACUACCCGUAUUCAUCGAAUUAUAUGCCAAAUACACCUUCGAGUUUUGGGUAUGGAUUUGAUGUGGAUAAAACUCGUUCUUCUGGGAAAGCGGUGGUCGGGUGGCUUAAACUUAAAGCGGCAUUGAGAUGGGGCAUCUUUAUAAGGAAACAAGCAGCUGAACGAAGGGCACAAAUAGUUGAAUUGGAAGACCCAUAACUGCGAUGAUUUCAUUUUAAGGUAACCCCAUAUUGUUUUUAUCAUUUCAAGGCUUCUUUGUUGCUUAAAUAUGAAAGAUUCAAGUGGUAUUCGGUUCAGAUGAGACAUAAAGAAGCCUUGCUAUCGUGUAUAGUGCUAGAACUUUAUCUGCAGCCGUUUCAAAUGCGAAAAAAAUCGGGUUUUCGGUUGUUUUGAGGCCAACAAUCGGGCUUGGAAGUGUGGGAGUUGCGGGUUAGGAAUGAUGUUUGUUGUAUGAUAAUUAUCACAGGGUAAGUUUUAUUAGCGAUUCGUGCCAAACGUUGGCUUGAUUUGACGAAGAUCACCGAAGCCCGGAAAAGCCGAGCUUUUGGACCUGAGGGUCGGGUUUUAGUUAUGUAGUGAUUGGUUCGUUGUAUCUUGUGAACGUUCUUAUUGUGUUUGUGUUGGUUCAGAUGUGACAGAACAACUUUUUGUUGUAUGUUAUGCUACAAUUUCUAAUGAUAGUAACAACUUUUUGGUGUU